Messenger RNA from Cuscuta europaea, 5968 nucleotides. The record is from the annotation of a GenBank genome assembly. Lineage: Eukaryota; Viridiplantae; Streptophyta; Magnoliopsida; Solanales; Convolvulaceae.
GCUCUUUUAGUAAUAUUAGAUUUGCCGCUGAAAUUUUUAUUCUGCCAAGUAUCCUUAACCCUAAGACCCAAGAGACUUUUAUUUUGCUUCCAUCGUUUCUUCUAACUUCAAAGUAGGUCCAAAUAAGGGAAAGGGAAACGGCAGGAGGAUAGAAGACUCAUCGCGAAGGGAAACCGCAGCAGCGAGAGGAUAGAAGACUCAAUCGGCAAGAGAGAUCGGAGAUUCAAUCCAGCAGCGCUUAUAGGAUUUCAGCCGUCGAAUCCGCUCUUGUGGCAGUCCAUCUUCUCUAUCCCGGUCUGGAGCUGUGAUUCCUGUCGAAGAAUAUUCAUUAGCAGGUUAAAUUUGCAGCGUGGAGACCCUAAAUCCCAACCUGUCUUCGUCUCUCCUGUGGACCUGCGAUCAGCGUCAGGGGAAAAAUCUCCGCAUCAGAACAUUAUUAUGGAAUCCAAGAAUCGUGAGUGGAUGCAGUAUAAAAAAAAUGACCCAAAGUAUAAGACCGGUGUGAAACAGUUCAUAGAGUUUGCUUUUUCUCAAAAAAAUGUGCAAGAUGUAGUACCUUGUCCUUGUGUAAAAUGCAAUAAUGAACUGAGGAAAAAUAGAGAGGAAGUAGAGCUGGAUUUGCUGAAAUUUGGAAUUGUGAGGAGUUAUACACGCUGGUUACGACAUGGGGAAAGAACUGGCAGUUUGACAACUCAUAACGAUAUUACACCUCAGUCAACUCAAGAUCCUGAAUUUACUUCUAUGUUUGAUAUGCUACAUGAUGCAUUCAAAAUGCCACGACAAGAAGAUGCAGUUGGUGAAGAAGAUAAUGUGAGCGGAUAUGAAGACCCUCCAGAAUCUGUUGAUAAGUUUUACAAACUGAUGAGUGAUCUUGAGUUAGAGUUAUAUCCGGGUUGUAAGAAAUUCUCAAAGCUUUCCUUUUUGCUUAAGUUAUUCCACAUAAAAUGCUUAGGUGCAAUAAGCGAUAAAAGUUUGGGCAUGCUUCUUGAAUUAUUUAAAGAAGCAUUACCUCCAGGAAACACCUUGCCAGAUUCAUAUUACGAUGCUCAAAAGAUAAUAAAGAAUUUAUCUCUUGAGUCCCAAAAAAUCGAUGCAUGUCCCAAUAAUUGCAUGUUGUUUUGGAAGGAGUAUGCGGAUGCAGAGGAAUGUGUAAAAUGUAAUGCUUGUAGAUGGAAAAAAAGAGAACAUACUAGCAUUCCUCCUACUUCAAAGUCUAAGCCUAGAAAGAUUCCUUAUAAAACCAUGCGUUAUUUUCCAUUGAUCCCUAGGCUGCAGAGAAUAUAUAUGUCUUCCAAAACAGCAUUAAAUAUGAGAUGGCAUCAAGAUGAACGAGUUGAUGAUGGGGUAAUGCGACAUCCAGCGGAUUCUAAAGCCUGGAAAUCUUUUGAUGAACGAUACCCAUCAUUUGCAUCUGAGUCGCGAAAUGUUCGCCUUGGUUUGGCAAGUGAUGGGUUUAGCCCAUUUAGAAACGGACAUAUUACUCAUAGCACAUGGCCAGUAGUUCUCAUCCCAUAUAACCUACCUCCGUGGUUGUGUAUGAAGCAGCAUUCCUUAAUGCUUUCCACACUUAUCCCUGGUCCUCAUGGGCCUAAGGAAAUGAUAGAUGUUUACUUGCAGCCAUUAAUAGAGGAGUUGAAGUUGCUUUGGGAAGUUGGUGUUGAAACAUAUGAUGGUUCAAGGAAGGAGAAAUUUAAAAUGUUCGCUGCUGUACUAUGGACAAUAAGUGACUUCCCGGGUUAUGGUGAUCUUUCUGGUUGGAGAACUAGUGGAGCUGUUGCUUGUCCGUCAUGUAAUAGUGAGACUUGCUCUUACUGGUUGAAAAACGGAGGCAAACACUGUUACAUGGGUCAUCGCAGAUUUUUACCAGAUGAUCACGCAUGGAGAUAUGACAUGAGUAGCUUUGAUGAGAAGAUUGAGUUAAGGCCAGCGCCUGUGGUGUUAUCGGGUGAUGAAAUUCUGAACCAAUUAGCUAACGUUGAAGAAGUUACAUCGACUUCAUUCAAGAGUAACACUAAUAAGAGAAAGAUAAAACAACUUUGGAGAAAAAAAAGCAUUUUUUUUGAGCUGCCAUACUGGAGUAGUCUUCUAUUACGUCAUAAUUUGGAUGUUAUGCAUAUCGAGAAAAAUGUGUGCGAAAAUAUACUUGGGACCUUACUAAAUAUUGAAGGGAAAAGUAAGGAUAAUUUGAAUGCACGUCUUGAUUUGGAGGAGAUGAAUAUAAGAAAAUCACUGCAUCUGAAAAGGUGCAUAGAUGGUACUAUGAAGAUUCCUCCGGCUCCUUACACAUUAUCUUCAAAGCAAAAAAAAGACUUCAUUAAAUUCUUGACAAGUGUGAAGUUUCCUGAUGGGUAUGCUUCUAAUAUUUCACAAAAUGCCUUGCUAAAAAAGCGAAAAUCUCGGGGUUAAAAAGCCAUGAUUACCAUGUUAUAAUGAAGCAUUUGUUACCUCUUGCAAUACGUCAUUGGCCUAGUACUUUGUCCACGCCACUUAUUCAAUUGAGCGCUUUUUUUAGAGAGUUAUGCUCCAAGACAUUAAAGACUGAUGAGUUAGAACAUCUACAAAAGCAGAUAGUUGAUAUACUUUGUGAGCUAGAAAGAAUUUUCCCACCUUCUUUUUUUGUUAUUAUGGUACAUUUGCCUAUACACCUACCAAGAGAAGCUAUCGUCGCAGGAGGUGUUCCUUAUCGCUGGAUGUACCCCAUUGAGAGGGUAUGUUCGCAAUAAAGGUCAUCCCGAGGGUUCAAUGGCAGAAGGAUAUCUUUUGGAGGAGUGUUUGACUUUUUGUUCAAGAUAUAUGGAGGAUAUAGAAACCAAAUUUACUAUGCAAGAUAGAAUUUCAGAUGAUUGUCAUAUGCAUUCAUCAGUGGAUUCUCUGUCUAUUUUUAUGACAAGAGGCAGGGCAUUGGGGAAGGUGACUCCUAAAUCAGUAACAACAAGUGAAUGGGAAGAAAUCCACUUUUUUGUGCUGAACAAUUGUGAUGAAGUUAAACCGUUUAUGGAUGAAUAUCAUGGAGAAGCUGCAAUUAGCACAAUGAACACGUCCAGUCAGAAAAGGAAAUUCAUUUUAUGGUUUAAAGAACGAGUGAUAAAACUAUCCAAGGAAAAUCACUCAAGUGUCAUAAAACAUUUAGUAGCACUAGCACAUGGCCCAAAUCGCGCAAUCACUGUUGUGAAUGGCUACAUGGUUAAUGGAUCGUUGUUUCGCACAGUCGAGUCUGAAAGUGGGAGGGAAACACAAAAUAGUGGUGUUGUUGUGAAGGGAGAAAGUGUAACAGAAAGUAUUGAGUAUUAUGGGAUCUUGCAAGAAAUUUUAGAGGUUCAGUACAUUGGAGGGAACCACGUGACAUUGUUUAGAUGCAACUGGUGGGAUGUUCACAAUCAUGAUCGGGGGAUAGUUAUUGAUCGUUUUGGUUUUACUAGUAUCAAUCCAGCCAAAGUAUUAACUAAUGAUCCUUACGUCUUUGCAUCUCAAGUGGAACAAAUUUUCUAUGUUGAUGACGUUGUGAGACCGAACUGGAAGGUGGUGGUUAAGACAAAGCCAAGAAACUUCUACGAUGUUAUUGAGAAACCAAAUGAAACAGAUAAUAUGGAUGAUGCAUAUCCAUAAAUAUUUUGCCCUCUCAUUGGAAAAACAUUGUUGUCUGGUUGUCUUUAAGCAUGAAUAUUUUAUUGUGUUAUUACUAUUCACUAUGAAUACUCUUUGUUUAAUUAUUUGAUUUUUUUUUGUUCUGCAGAGUUCAGAUGUUACAAUAAUUUUAUGAGUCAAUAUAUUGAUUUAUCAUUGGUGUUUCUGGUUGAGCAUAGAUAUAUUUCAUGUUUUAUACUUUGUUUUUUAAAGCUGCUUUAUAUUAUUAGCUUUAUAAUGUCAAGAGUUGGAGGAAAAACACAAGUAGAGCAGGAACAGAUGAGGCACCAUGGGUAUGAACAACAAAGGCUCAAGAAUAUUGAAGCUAACAAGUUCAUAAUGAAAUCUUUGGGUAUAAAACGAAUUGCUGCUUCAAAGUUAAGCUUGGUCGAUAGCACAACAAAAAAGAAAAGAAAGAUGAAAUCUAAAUCUAGUGUUGAGGAAGUUGCUGAUAAUGGUCCUGUGGAAGAUAACAAUGAAGUAGAGGCUAUUAUUCCUGUUGCAAGAAGGACUAGAGGUGCACAAGUGAAAGGACUGGCAGAAAAGCGGAACUUCAUACCACCAUCUUCACUUGCCAAGUUGUGUAGAACAAAUAAAAAGCAGCAAUCAGUAUUAGGAAAUGAGGCACUUCGAUCAUUGUCUAGUGUGAUUAAAGAUGUUCAGCAAGACAUUACUAGUCCGGAACAAGAGACUGAUCAAGACCCCAUUGCUUUUGAUGAAGAUAUGGACGAGCAACGUAAUGGAAACAGUGAAGAUUCUAUUAUGGAGAAAGAUGAUGAUGAUGAAGAUGUUGCCACUCUAAGCAUCACGACUAGAUAUGAUAGUGAUCCACCUGAUGCUCUCAUGGCAAGAAAUGAUAAAGUUCAUGUGAGUAAGAAGAAGAAAGUCUACAAGACAAAAACUCCCAGAGGUCCUACAAGAAAUCUUUUCAUGGCUAAAAUGAGACCCGGUGAGAAGAAACGGGUAGAUUUUAACAUAAAGGGCCAACCUAUCGGUAUAAAUAGAGCUAGCUUAGCAAAUUAUUGUGGUGCCCUUGUUAGAGAUCCUCUAAAUGCACCCCUUUAUAAUGUGAAAGAUUUUUCUGAAAUUCCCGAAACAAAUAAAGAGACGAUGUGGGAGCUUAUUCUGGAAAAAUUUGAUAUUGGGCUUGAAGAUGCAGAGGAUGAAGAGUAUCGUGAAAAGAUUAAAAAAGAGAGACAAAGAACUUUGAUGAGAUCUCUGAACAAGAAAUACAGGAAUUAUAGAGCAAGACUGAAAAGUACUUUUUACGAUACGCAUGAAACAGAUGCUGACCGGUUGAAAAAAGAAAACAGACCACCAUAUGUUGAUGAGAAGGACUGGAAAUGGCUUGUCCAGUAUUUUGGUUCUCCUGAUUUUCAGAAAAUGAACAAACGAAACAGUAAUAACCGCUCAUACCUUGAUGCCGGACACACCGCUGGUUCAAAGAGUUUUGCUCAAGUUGUAGAAGAUAUGUUCCAAGAUGAUCAAGUAAUGCCCGGUGUGUUGAAAGUGUAUCAGAAGACUCAUACCAGAAGUGAUAAAACUCCAGUGACAAAUGUUGCCAAAGAAACUAUGUUAAAAAUAAAUAAGCUUGUAGAGCAGCGUGAACAAGGAGAAAUCAACAUGACAGAUGAAGAAAUUUAUGCAAAAGUUAAACCCAAAGGUAAAAAUGAUCGUGAUCGUGGAAAGGGAGUAAGUCCGUCCAUUACUUCCUUGUUUGGGUCGUUUAGUGAAGGAGAGAAAUUUCGCAAAGAGGCUGAAGAGGCAAAGAAGGAAGCUAAUGAGGCUAAAAAAGAAGCUCACGAAGCUAAGGCAAAAAAUAAAAUGCUCACUAAGGAGGUGAAAAUUUUCAAAAAAGAAGUAAGAAUUAUGAAGGGUGUUAUGGGGAAGUUUUUCAACCUUAUGGGAGGCGAUUUUUCAAAGUUAUUUUUGAAUGAGGUUGAAAAGGAGCAUAAAAAAGUCCAUGAUGAUGAUAGUAGUGAUGGUGAUGGUGAUGAUGAUGAUGAUGAUGAUGAUGAUGGUGGUGGUGAUGAUGAUGACAAUGAUGAUGAUGAUGAUGAUGGUGACGAUGAUGAUCGUGAUGAUUGUGAUGAUAGUGAUGCUGAUGAUGAGGAAUGAACUUUCUUAAACAUUUAUUUUAGCUUGUAGACAUAAUUUGUCCCAUCUUAAUGUUUUUAGUAGUUGCUAAAUUAACUCUAGCUAGCUAGUUUCUUUUUUUCUUAAGUUGUGGAGGUGCAGAUGAGAUUGAACAAAUUAAACAAUGUACUGGUGCAGUUACUCUUUAAGUAAUUAAUUUAAGCUAAAUUUUGACUUUCUAUAUUAUUCUACAAAGCAAGCAUUUAAU